AUGUCCAUUUUCACUUUGCAUCCGAAUAAUUUAAUAAAAAAAUAUUACGGACAGAGGCCCAAUGGAGUCAGUGAAAUAAGUUUUCACGAUACAUUCGACAAUUGGCUUAAUCAGCAAUUGGAGAAGGUUCAAUUCGCCGAUUCUGAAGCGUCCAAUUCAAUAGAUAUAUUCACCUUUAAAUAUUUGAUUGAGGAAACUUUGCGAAAAAUCGGUUUCUUCAUUGCUGAGAACGGUGUACUCGUUGAUUCAAAUGGCAUUGAAUUGGACACUGCCAAUUUAGUUCUCCGUCCGAUUUUAAUAGGAAACUCUGUACAAUACCAAAAGUUGUUGAAGGGCAAGGUCGGAACAUUCAAAUUGCCAACGGAUUUGCCUUAUUUAGAAGCAGUACUGAUCACGUCGAUCAAACCACAGAAGAUACUGGGAAUAAUACCACUUGGUAAGACGUAUUUGCCUAAGCGCUAUCGGACUCCGCUCUCGCUGUACAUCGGAGAUGCAGCACAAGGCGGAUGCAACCGUUGUGACGUGAAGAAGUUAUUUCUCACUAAUAGAACACCCCCUGGGAACAGUCCUGAGCUUGCUGGGCGCUUUUUGAGCUGGAACAGGCCGAAAGGUUUGAAAGCGUCAAGGAGUAAACUAACUUUACCAAAAACGCAACGCUAUGGCGUUCACCGUAUCGUAUCUCGUCCUUUUCAAAUUUCAAGGACACCAAAUCAAGGCACAAAGUCAAGCCGCAGGGUGUUCCCAUUCGAUCAGAUCAAUACAAUCAUAGACAGAGUCUACAAGGUGCCACUGAUCCAGGACGAAGUGCGAGUCAUAAACACACCGCAAACAUAUGUGUUAGAUUACAACCCGAGGCCUUUAUUGACAGCGCAAACUAUCCCCACUGUUCCUAUACUUAAAUUACCCGUCGGUUUCAAAAAGGCGACUCCAGGUUUUCGGAUUAUCGGCGGAAAUGCAGCGACCAGCAGUGGAACUCCAGUAAGCAGCAGAGGCCGCUCUGGUAUCGACCCUGAAGAUUUAACAAACAUUGAUGUCGAA
This is a messenger RNA of Iphiclides podalirius (scarce swallowtail), 1038 nucleotides long. The record is from the annotation of a GenBank genome assembly. NCBI's taxonomy places the organism in Eukaryota, Metazoa, Arthropoda, Insecta, Lepidoptera, Papilionidae.